AUGUUAGUGAAUGACUAUGUUGUGGAGGAGCGCAUGAGCGUGUGGCAGAAAAAGAAGGUGCGCACGUACAUUGUGAAUGGGCACUCGAAGGUGUCUUCCCGGCGCUCCAUUGCGGGUGCCCUCACCGUGGUGAAGCCCUACGAGCGCAUUGAACUCGUGGGCGGGGAGUACUUUGAGUCCCUUUCCAUCAGCAUGCCGCUGGAGAUUGUCGCUGCAGAAGGCGAAGAACCCUGCAUCAUUUCCCGCGGCCCCUGUCUGACUGUGACGCAAGAUGUGGAGGUAUACUUUGAGCACGUGGAGUUUGUCUCAAAGAACAAAACGAAGUUGGAGUCGGCGGUCGCUCUUACGAACGGCAAAGCGGUCUUUUUUCGGUGCAAGAUGAACUCCAUUAUCAUCAACGGGUUUGCGAGGCCGGUGCUGGACAACUGCACCAUCGCCGAAAGCUACAACGGCUACGGGGUUCAGAUCGGCGGCAGCGGGGGGGCGCAGAUUUAUGGCUGCACCAUCCAUGCCCACUACGCAGCCGGCGUGGAGAUUGACACCAAAGGCACCGUCGUCAUCCGGGACAGUACAAUCCGCCAACCCUUGAAUGGGGGUCACGGCGUGAUAGUGCAGACAACGCAAAGCGCUGUGGACGAUCGUACCCCUAUAGAAAACCUCGCAUGUAGGAAAGUCACCGUCACCAAGUGCCGCAUCUACCUCUCACCGGAGAAGUUCAGGCCAAAAGAGCGUGACUGGGGCGGGAAUGAAAAAAUUGUUGGACCCCCGAGUUGCGUGGUCAUCGCGCGAGGUGCAUGCCCUGUGUUCACGUACAAUGAAAUAAUUGAAGGUUAUGUUGGUUUUACCUUUGAGUUUUCGGGUGACGCCGUGUUGGAGGGGAACUCCAUAUGCAAUCAAAAACACUGCGGCAUUCUUGUCAUCGUGGACGAACGAAGUUACUCAUCUAAUAUAAAGCAAAAUGUUCGCAUAACAGGCGGCAAUGUGAUUGAUCGCUGCCUUAUUGGGGUAGACAUACGCUGCAUGGGCAAGGUUAGGACGCCUGUUAGCGACGCACCGGACACACUCCUCUCCCAGGAACUUCCAUGUUCCCGGAACGUGUUUGAUUGGAUUGAAAAGGUACACCAGCUGGAGGAGUCAAACUCCUCCACGCUGCAUAUUGCCGGGGAGGAAACCCCAGUUUUUGUCAACGGGCGUACUAUGGAGCUUGCAAGGUUGAAGGAGGAUUUGCGAACACUUGCCAAAUUAGUCUGUGCGGGGCAUCCCUCUCAUUUUUACGGUGGGGGUUCCACAGACAUGCGUGCUGGGAACACUGGGGGUAAUCCAGUGCAAGAGUUGGUGCAGGAGGCCUUCCAGCUGCCGCUGUCGCUGCCGCCGCCAAACUCCAUAGACUACGUGGCGCGCUGGCUGCAAAUUCGUGGUAACAAGGGUGUGGAUAUCUUGGACACCCGUUUCUCUGGAUGUGGGUUGUGUGCUAUUCGCUUUGGACACGGCGGUUAUGGACUUGUUGAGGACUGCGACUUCCUCAAUUGUGGGGCUACUGCGAUUGUCGUGAGUGGUGGGGCCCAUCCGUUGAUUGUGGGGUGCAAGUUUAACAACUCCAAGGGAACUGGCGUGUUUGUGGAAAACUUUGCCAAUCCGCUCAUAAUGGGCAAUGAAAUCUCGCAGAGCGCCGAGCAUGGCAUUGAGUUUUGCAACCUGUCCCGUGGAAUUGUAAUGGGGAAUAUUAUCUUUGGCAACUCCGAGAGCGGGAUCCUUGUGACAGGUGGCAGCACCACGAUGAUCGUUGGCAAUCUUAUUCAGCAGGGCCACACCAGCGGAGCGAUGAUCGCGGGUGAAAGCAAGCCGCUACUCAUGAUGAAUAAAUUUGUGUCUAACCCCGUUGCUCAGCUGCUGGUGUGCGAAUACUCCAUGCCGUUUAUUGCCGGCAAUACCUUUGCCUCUGGGCCCGGCUGCGGCAUUCGCUUUGAGUCCUGCAGUGGAGGGAUGGUGGUGGGCAACACGCUCUCCCGAAACGAGCGGGGAAUUGUGGUGGAACUUGACUCGGACCCGUACUUGGUGUCGAAUAAAAUUCUCCAGAGUCACCGCCACGGAGUUGUGGUGGGCAACAACGGCCUGGGCACGUUUGUGGCAAACGAAAUCGCGCAGAGUGGGAGUUGCAAUUUUAUUGUGCAAGAAGGCGGGUCACCCGUGGUACGCAACAACACAAUUACCGGUGGGCAUGUUGGCGGUAUUGCCGUGAUCGCUGAGGGGGGUGGGAUAAUGGAGCACAACGUCAUUAGUGAAAAUGCGGUGGGGAACGUUAUUUUGUUGGACCGCUUCAGUGAGCCCGUCAUUGUACGCAACACCAUCACAAACUCCACCAGUGGUUGUGGUGUUAUUUGUGGUCGCGGAGCCUCAGGAGCGUUUCUGCAUAACAAGGUUUACAAAAACAAACAAUGUGGAGUUUACGUGAUUAGCAAAGCCGAUCCACUUUUUCUCAACAACGUUAUUAGCUAUGAAUCGGUGGGUGUCGUUAUCUCUGAAUGUGGCAGAGGGACCUUUAAGGCAAACAACAUUCAUGCAAGCUACGGGUCCGGCAUCAUUAUUCAGCUCCAAGGCAAUCCAGUCAUUAAGGGGAACAAUGUUUCUGGCAGCUUCCUCAGCGGCAUUGUGGUGUCACCUGAGAGCAGUGGGACGGUUACGGAGAACAACUUCUUUGAGAACGACGUGGGCGUGCAGCUUGGUUCCACCUUGGGGACUGCCACGCUCGAUAUUGAGAUUGGCUUCCUGACUACCGCCUCCGCAACGCCGUCGUCGCCGUCUUUGAGUCCUCUCAACAACAGGGGCCCGCUGAAGUACCAGCGUUCAACUUCAGUCAGGAAGGGGGGCGAGCCUGGGGACGGGAGUGACAAGCUAUCCCCAACCAUGAUACGGCAGAACAAAAUUUAUGCGAAUACAAUGUGUGGGGUAUUACUGGAGGCGGCGGCCUACGGGGCACUAGAGGAAAAUGAGAUUGAGUCGAACGGUAACUGUGGCGUGGUGGCGGAUGUCGGGUAUACUGCGAGGCGGGUUCAGAAAAAAAUGGACAAGCACCUCAUGCGCGACGGCCGGAACUUGUCGCAUGUGGGUGUGGGGGGUGGGUCCGCAAACCUUUGCAGGAAUCGUAUUUUCCGGCACAAGCACGCCAACAUCGCCAUCGUCGAUCAUGCGGAAAACAACAUUGUCAUCGCAUUAAAUGAUGUAUUUGAGGCGCCAAUAGGCAUUUACGUGGCCAACGGCGCCACAAUACAGUCCAUUGAUGGUAAUACGAUUCACAGGGUUUUUGAUGGUGUCUACGCGGAGAGAGGUGGCUGUGGGUGCUUUGAGAACAACAGAAUUUACGACUGUGACGGGGUUGGGGUGUAUGUAUGCAGCCGUGCGAAUCCCGAAUUCACGAAGGGGGACGUCAUUGAAGACUGUCGCAUCAGCGGAGUUUUUGUGGAUGCCGGAGGGAGGGGCGUAUUUACCAGCGCGACCAUCCGUCGCUGCAUCGUGGGUGCGGUGGUGUACACCUGUCCGCCCAUCUCCUCGACGGUGCGGCAGGGGGAUUUUUUGCAGAGCGAGUUUGUGACCUCCGCCCCCUUGUUUAGGCAGUGCACGAUUGAGGAGCAUGACCUGCAUGGUGUGCUGGUUCUCACGGUCGCGACGAGUUACUACCCCCUGCGUAACCCCUCCUACGGCGUCACCGGACACACGCCAAAGCUUUAUGGCCUCAUGAAGACCCCUGGAGUCUCCGUUUUUCCACAGUUUCACCAAAACACGAUUCGCAACAAUCGUCACUUUGGUGUUUGUCAUGAAAUGUUCAAUUCCUCUGAGAUGCAGGAUGAGGCGCAAAUUCCAUUGUCUCAGAAAUUCACCACCAAGGCCCGACGUUUAGCCACAAAUAUACAUUUUCCACACCGUCUUUAUCGGCGUGUGGGGAUCGAACGCCGAUCUCGUUUUGCACCUCGUGAAUCCUUGCAUGAGGCCUUGGGAACCUCGGCGGUCCUUUCGACGCAUGAACACCACGAGGAGCGGAUGCAGCGGCAGGUGAGUUUUGUGGAAAAUACCAUCACCAACUGCUCGAUAGGUGUGGUGGUUGGUGGAAGUUGUCACCCGUUUUUACUGCGUAAUCGUAUAAGCCAGAAUGCGUUCUUUGGCAUGUUCCUACGGUUUCGGGCCAAGGCCAUGUGUUUUGGGUGUGAGGUCACGGACAAUGGUAUGGCGGGGCUGUAUGUUGCGCAGGGCUCAUUUGGCACCUUUACUGGUGGAAAGAUUUCUCGCAAUAACGGCUUCUGUCGCCCGGAUGGCAAUCCACACGAUCCGCGCUCCUUUGCCAGUCUUCCCUUUACGCAGUCAGGGCAUUCUUCAGCGCUGAGCCCACCCGUUGCAAGCGACGAAAAUCCACGUGAUGCAUUUAAGUCUGUCUUGGAUUGCAUGGAAAGCUACGCGAAUAUGGUGGCGGAAGGGUUGCAUCUGCUAUGCGAGCUUGUCUCCGCCUCCUCAGUGGGCCUCUCGCUCGCCUCGGGCAUAUGCCCCAGUGUUCCGAUCGGGUCCGGUAUGUCAUUUGGGGCUGGGCUGCAUGUAGACGGGUAUGAUCGCGGCUGGGCCGCCGACGGUGGCAUAGGGGUGUGGAUGGUGCAGGGGAACAUGAUGGAGAUCAAGGACAACGUGAUCGAAGGAAACCGCAACGUGGGAAUUUUUUAUUCACGUGACCUGCAGCAGCACCACCUGAAUCUGGUGCAGUUUGUCGUGGAGUCUGUUGACGGGUUUCCGCGGAUUCCAGGUGGUGAGGUGAUCUCCGGCGCGAUGCGGAGCCCGAGGGAGGCGGCGGCGCGGUGGGCGUUCUUCACCUCCACCGCUAUGGACUCUGCGCAGGGGUCUCUCUCCACCACCGCCAACCACAGCUUCACGGAGAGCUGGCGCGCCCACACGCCGCCUCAAGGCCCCGAUCUGCAAAGGCAGAUGGAAGCCUCCUCUUAUGAGGGAGAUCGUCCGUACAUAUUGACGCGUCCAGCGAUGGUGUCUGGCAAUAGUAUCGCGAGGAACGGGUCCGGCGUUGUCAUGCAUCUGCAUCAUGUGAUGAUGGCAAGUGCCUUGAGUGGAACAGAUGCUGCCGGGGAGAAAGCGACGGAAGCGGCUGGGGAAGUGGGCAAAAAAAGCCCCAGCACCAACAGGAAGUCUGCUCGUCGGCCAAAGAAAAAGGCAGCGGCGAACGCGCUGAGCUUUAAGGAACGGAGAAGUUUUCUUGGCCCCAAGGCAAAGAACAAAGUCGAGGAGGCAAGCAAAUCUCCUCAGAGCGAAGUGGUGGCGAGGCCCACACCCCCGCAGACUCCAACAAAUGUACUCAAAGGAACGUUUGACGUCUCGAUCAAUAUGGAAGCCAAUCAAGUGUACGAAAACUACGGCGUUGGAAUUAUUUGCCUACAUGUCGUUGAGGUCAUGUGUGGCCAUUACGUCAAGUCGCGCCUAGACUUGGAGGAGGCAGCCGCAGAGUACAAUGAUGUAUGUAUUAAAGUGACACUAAAACGUGAGCUGAUGCGGCCCAAGUUGCAAUUUGCCUUACUCGCUCAGAAGAAUAUGACGCGUUACGCAAGGCUUAGCUCGAAUGAGGUCUACAGGAACGUGUCGGAGCAGCUGCAGGUGACCUCUCGGUAUGUUGUGAUCUCACAAAAUUGCAUUCGGACGUUACUAAAUAUAGAUACCUUGCGGGAGCCAAGUGCAUCCCUGUGUUCUUCCCAGGCGCUGUUGCGGAUUCCGCUUUUUGCCUCUUUGAUGUCCGCCGCACCGCCUUGUGGGCUUCUGAUUGAAAAUAAUAGCUUCCGGGACAGCGAAAAGGGGCUUCAUGUUGUGGGCUUUGUCGGUGGAGACUCUCUCCUGAUGCGUCAUAACACCUUUGUCAACAUUGCAGGUGCAGCUAUUCUGCUUCACGGUCAUCUUGCCUCCGCCAACAUAGGAGACGGCAACGUGUUUGAGGCAAACAGGGUGGGGAUUCGCAUCACAAUGCCUGACAAUGGUGUCACUGCGGAGGAUAUCGCCUGGAUGCGAGCCAUGGGGGUGCAGACGCACAUCCAUGCCAAUCGCUUCUGUGCCCCGAAAAAUGCAUCUGUGAUUGUCGAGGGCGGUGGGGCACCCUCUCCGGUAUUUAAAGACAAUCAAUUUUCUAACCACAUGAAGGGUUCCGUAGCGUUUUUUAUUGCAAGUCCAAGCAGCCGGGCACGAUUGGUAAAAAAUGUGUUUUUUAGUAACUACAUCCCUGUCAUUAUUACAAAUAAAGCGGGCACGAGUGGGGAGGGGGGUGAUAGUGUUGUUGUGGAGGGGAAUCGAUUCACUGGGAACUUUGUUGGCCUUCUGGUGGCCGAUGGCGCGGCCCCGCGACUCGUCAACAACUUGUUUGAGAAGCACUACCGGACAGGUCUAGAAAUCGUGGGUGAGGCUACAAAACCAAUGGUCCAGCAUUGCAUCUUUGUGUCAAACAAACAGUCUGAGGUGGACACGCUCAACACAGAGUUGCUCCAGUUCCCUGAGCAAGGCCAAAUUCGAGUCGAGCCUAUUUUGGACAUUGUGGCGACGAUUGUCCCUGACAACAAAGCAUGUUCGGUGACAGGCAAGAGGCUUUCAUCUGGCGUUCUCAUCAGUGGCGGGGGCGACGGAGGGACCAUACAUGAGUGUUUGUUUAAGGACAACGACAUUGGCGUUGAUGUCGUUGGGAACGUGGCCCUUGCAGAGGCGACAGCGCUUCCGGUUUCUGGGAUUCAGCUGACCUCGUGUCUGUUCAAUGAGAAUAAUGUGGCCGGCGUGUGGGUGCGUGGGGAAGAAGCAAAGACUGACAGACGCGCCGCUGUUACCACUUUUAACCUAAGCAGCAGCGGCAGCGAUGAGGGGACCGUAAUUGACAGCUGCUUCUUCAUCAACAACACCAAUGACGCUGUGGGCAAGGGCGACGUGGUCGCUGUGGACGCGGGGUAUGCGGUGCUGCGGGGCAACUUGUUUUCGGGCUCGGUCCACGGCAUGCGGGACGGCGCAGCUCUGUUUGAGCGAAAUACGUUCUACAUGGAGGCCGCCGAUGUGGCGGUGUACCUGCACAAAGCAGCACGUAUCCGCCUCAUAGGCAACAUCCUUCGCGGCCACAAAAACGGGAUCGUUACUUCGCCCGCAGCCUGGGGUCAUGUGGAGAAGAACUUGAUUCUAAACCCCACCCGAGGUGUCUAUGCCGCCCCAUUCUGUCACACAUUUCUUGUGCGUAACCGCAUCAUUAAGGCGAAGGACUGCGGCAUUUUGGCGUACGGCGGCAUCUUUACGGACAAUGAAGUCUGCUGGAGCCCAAUGGGUGUCAUUGUGCAGAACCCGAUGGGGUACAAAGAUUACAGCAGUAUACCCAAUUCAGAGAAGACGGCGUUUGAUGCGCUGAUUUCGGAAAAUCGUGUUCAUUCAUGUGAGGGGGACGGCAUCUUGGUUGCUGGUGGCGCCCGAAUUGAGGGCAACUGCGUCUUCAACUGCAAAUACAACUUGAAUGUUAUUUGCCCACCAAACUCAAGGAGUGGCGCGGGCAUUGCCAUCAUCUCUAAGAAUUCCCUGUACGAUGGCGAGGUGGGGCUGGUAAUGGCAAAAGAUUCAGAGUCCGUGAUUCGCGACAACGACAUCUUUGACAACAGCCUGUUGGGGGUGUGGAUUAAGGCACAUGCGUUGGGUACGUUGCAGGGUAAUGCUAUCUCCAGCUCUCUGCGCGAUGGCGCCUUUGAUGUGGAGCCGGGGGCGGAGGUGAAGGUGCUGCAGAACAACAUACGAAAUCAAUUUUCUCCAUCCUAUCACAAGACGCUUCCGUUGCACCGUGAAAAGGAACGGCAAAGGGCAGCAGAGGCCUUGACUGGGGAACUCACGGAGUUAGAUGGAGCGUUUCGAGAACUUCGUUUGCGGUGUAAUUCCGUGGAAGUGACCCUGCGGGCUAUAUUUGACGCCUCAAGGGAGGGGAAACACAACUUGGAUGGUUGUGGCGCGCUGAGUUCCAUGACGUUGGCCGGUCAUCCGGCCAGGGCGCUGCGUGGUUUAUCAGAAACUGACAACGCUGUGGAGCCUUCUGGCCUCACCAAAACACGGGAGGUCUGGCGUUUUCCCAUGAACAGAACGAUGCCAAUUUCCGCGAUAAGGGCAUCGCGGUCCGCGAAUCGACGCAUGAGCCAAUCCACGUUAUCUGCGCCAAAGGAAGAGUACCGGCACGUGCUCAUCUACGUUUGCAACACACAAACGGAGACGCUGGCAAGCAUGGAACUCGGCAAGGCGGUGGAGGCUGUUUUCACCUCCGUGUCUUUGUCAUCAAAUGUCAUGUUCCGUGCCUCACUCGAGACGAAACCCAGCGGGUUUCACGCCUCCAUUACAGCCCAAAUGCCGGACAUCAUUGUUGUUACUGUGGCUGCGGGGAAAAAGGUAUUUGAUGCAGCAGAGUUGGGUGUUUUUUCCACCAUUGAGCGCUUGUAUAGCGCGGGCAACACAAAAAAGCACGGCAAAAACGGUGUCUCGUGUGUUUUUACGCUCCUUCCAUCCGAGUGGAGAGCAGGCAUCGAAAGAGAGGGGACCGUGGGAAAAGGCAACAUCCCACUUACGGGAUUAGAAUACUUUGCCGCCGCACACAAUCCCAUGUACUUUAACCUUGCCGUCGCUGAGACAUUCUCCGAACUGGUGCGGUGCCUGGAGACCGAGACGUCUAGUCCGUUGGUUCCGUGCCCAAGUAUAAGCAUCAGCAAGUUUCAGGAUGCGAGUGUGGCAGUUAGGUCCUCACAUGGAAGCCGUUCUUCCUUUUUCUCAACACCGCAAUUACAUCCAGUCUCUUUGCUGCCACGAAAGCUUUCGCGUGCGCGGUCCGUCAUGAGUGCGGCGCCGAAGCUCCACGGGGACGGGUGA
Messenger RNA from Trypanosoma rangeli, 8895 nucleotides. RefSeq lists its product as uncharacterized. The record is from RefSeq and is a predicted model, not a curated record. Gene Ontology annotation, biological process: regulation of apoptotic process; protein ubiquitination; ubiquitin-dependent protein catabolic process. The transcript has a single exon. Bases 1 to 8895 code for a protein of 2964 amino acids. NCBI's taxonomy places the organism in Eukaryota, Euglenozoa, Kinetoplastea, Trypanosomatida, Trypanosomatidae.